Messenger RNA from Lepus europaeus (European hare), 2958 nucleotides. It is a transcript of the gene C19H19orf18, whose product is annotated as chromosome 19 C19orf18 homolog. NCBI's taxonomy places the organism in Eukaryota, Metazoa, Chordata, Mammalia, Lagomorpha, Leporidae. The transcript has 8 exons. The record is from RefSeq and is a predicted model, not a curated record. Bases 1719 to 2723 code for a protein of 334 amino acids.
AACAGCCAGGGCCGGGCCAGGCCACAGACAGGAACCUGGACUGAAUCUGGGUCUCUCAUGUGGAUGACCGUGAUGAAGAUUUGAGCCAUCAUCUGCUAUCCAGUGUUUGCAGAAGCAGGAAACGAGAGUCAAGAGCAGAACCAAGACUUGAAACCAGGACAAUAGAAUGGUCAUAGAAGAGUUCACAGAAGCCUGUCCAGGCCAAAGGAGAGCUUCAAGUGGAAUUCUGCAGGCAAAUGGAGAUGAGAAAAUGUUACCAAAAUUCCCAUCCUUGUCAAUGCUGCUGAAUCAGAAUAAUGAGGCCGAGAUCUGAGGGUGGAGGAAAGAGAGAGACUAACUCACCAGUGGACCAGGACAGCAGCACAGACUGGGGUCUCAAUACAUACUGUCCCACUCAGUGAGUGAGUAUGGUCGGGGGCUUUUAAGGAGUGCAAAGUGUCGGGGGGUUGCACUGCUGAGAACAUGACUGUGGGCAGUCAGGUGCUGAAGCCGGCUGUGGGUCUGAUAGAGUGUUUCAUCAGUCUCAGAUGUCUGUGCGGUUCCUUGAGAACCUUGCUUGGUGGUUUGGCUUUAUGGUGAGGAGAGCGCCUGUGCUCUGUGCUGCCAAGCAGCUACACGAUGUUGUUUGGCUGGGACCUGAAAGAGGCAAGGUGGCAAGGUUUCAGUGUUUCAUUAACCAGGAUGAAGCCCACUCAGCCUAGAGUCGACGCUUCCUGUGCCCUUGACGAUUCCCGAGCCUGUUCACUGUGCUCCAGUGGACACACAGUGCUCCAGUGGUCGUGCUGGCUGGGGGUGCCAGGUUACUUUGCAACUUCGGCUGGCUUCCCCAGAGUCGGUUUCUGCCAGCACUAUUUGCUUGCACAGACACUCUAGUUAGUAACAAGCCCAGCAGCUAGCUGGCUUUUGUUCCCUAGAAUAUGAAAAGGAAAUGAAAGAUGUAUGUUAGGCCGGCGCCGUGGCUCAACAGGCUAAUCCUCCGCCUUGCGGCGCCGGCACACUGGGUUCUAGUCCCAGUCGGGGCGCCGGAUUCUGUCCCGGUUGCCCCUCUUCCAGGCCAGCUCUCUGCUGUGGCCCAGGAGUGCAGUGGAGGAUGGCCCAAGUCCUUGGGCCCUGCACCCCAUGGGAGACCAGGAGAAGCACCUGGCUCCUGCCAUCGGAUCAGCGUGGUGUGCUGGCCGCAGCGCGCCAGCUGCGGCGGCCAUUGGAGGGUGAACCAACAGCAAAAAGGAAGACCUUUCUCUCUGUCUCUCUCUCACUGUCCACUCUGCCUGUAAAAAAAAAAAAAAAAAAGAUGUAUGUUACAUGGUUACAGAAGCUGGUGUGAUCUGAUCAAGCUCAGAGUCUAGGACACAGAGACUGGGGCUGGAAUCCUGGCGUUUUGAGCCCUGCUCCUCAAGUAUAACUGCUGUCUUGUCCGUUGGCUUUUAUGCUGUGUCAUGGCGAGUAAUUAGUUUCUUUCCACAUCCUCUCUACUCCAUCCAUGCUCUGAAGGCAGGGACCUGGUCUCCUUCCCAUCUGUGCCCACACACUUAGCCCCACCCCCCAGUUGUGCUGGGUCCACGGCUGAAUUCCAGGUCGCCAGAGCGACAGGACCUGACCUCACACUGGCAGCUCUGAGUCAGGCCCCAGAGGUUCUGCAAGGAGCAGAGCCUCCUAGUUCCUCGAGUGAAUAUAGGUUGGAGAGGCUGGGCUGUAGCUAAGCGUUUCCUUCCGUUCACAUGACAGACAGUUUUAGAACGAUGGACAAGAUUCAAAGCUCUUUCACUUUUCUGAUUUUGUUUUUAAUGGAAUGCCCUCUACAUGUAUGCUUGUCUUAUGCCAAUGGGUUCCAAUCAGUUGAAAAAACAACGGAAUUACCAGGUAACUUCAACAAUUGGUCUUACUUGUCUCAGGGAAUUAAAACAGUUUCAGAGGACAUAAAAAGAGGACAGUUAAUUAUUUCACUGCUACAAGUUUUCUUUUUAAGGCCAAAACCCACCACAAACACCCAUCCCUGUCAACAAACAAUCCAAACCGAACUAUGGUAUAAUCCGAACAGGGUGGUCACGGAUAGUCUGCGUCUCAUCUUUGACAAAUUAGACAGGGGCCCCCUCAAGGCAGUUGGAUCAGUGACGCCAUCUGGGGCAGAUUGGAAAGUAGCCCAGUUCCAGGGGCAAACGUCUCUAAUCCAAUUGCUCUUCUGUUCAAUUUGUACAAAGAGUAAUUCUGUGGGUUUAUUUAUUUAUUUAUUUUUAGUUUCAGGUCUAAUGAAGAAGACUGAUACACCAGAGCCUUCAAAGAACAACUAUGGUUUUAUGGCACAUUCUUUAGCUCUAAGAAGUGACACUUGGAAUACAGCAAUAAUUCCACAUAGACCUGCUCUUGUUCAAGUCAUUUUAGUUGCAUGUAUAGCCUUCGGCAUUGCUGUGACGUGUGGGAUUGCAAUCUCCUAUGUGAUAUAUAGACUAGUCAAAGCCGAGGAAAGCCAGCAACUUGCGCUGCUUUAUGAAAACGUCAAGAUCUCGUUCUUAGAGGAAGAGGAGGGCUCUGAGGAUGACUCCCGCCAGGAUGAGUCCACUCACCUGCUUCCAGAGAAUGAGAAGGAACUGGGGAAGUUCAUUCAUUCAGUUAUUAGAGCAAAAAGAAAGGAAAAUUUUGAAAAGAAGAAAUUGAGGGAAGAGCAAAAGGUAAAAGACAAUGCAACAAGGAAGGCUAUGCAGAAUUCAAAAAUUGGAAAUUUCUGAAAGGAAACGAAAGAGCUACAGGAGGUGCUAGCUGAUGCAGAGAAGGCACAGGGAUGACAAGCGAUGGCGAACCUGAGCAUGACUGCUCCCAGGAACUUUGUAGAACAGCGCUCUAAAGAAAGGAGCGCUGGACAUAUUUAACGAAAUAAAUUCAUGUGACACAGGAAUUCUUGUUUCUUAGCUCCUGCAAUUUGUGAAUAAUUAUGACUUAACUGGAAAAUAAGAAAAAAAAUAA